AUGAAAUUCGUCGCCCUUGCCCUCCUCGCCGCCCCAGCCGCCAUGGCCUUCUCCGUUGACACCAUCCCAGGUGCCAUUGCCCCCACUGGUCUUUUCGACCCUCUUGGCUUCGCCGAGAAGGCCAAUGAAGCCACCCUCAAGAGAUACCGGGAAGCCGAGCUUACCCACGGACGUGUUGCCAUGCUUGCCUCUGUCGGCUUCCUCGUUGGUGAAGCUGUCGAAUCCAAGACCUUCCUCUUCAAUGGUGAGGUCACUGGACCUGCCAUUACGCACCUUGCCCAAGUCAACCCAAUCUUCUGGCUCUUGCUAGGAGGCGGUAUCGCCAAGGCCGAGACCGAACGUGCCAAAAUCGGCUGGGUCGAGCCCGAGAACGUCCCUGUUGACAAGCCAGGUCUUCUUCGCGAUACCUACAUCCCAGGAAACCUUGGAUUCGAUCCUCUUGGCUUGAAGCCAGAGGACCCAGAAGCCUUCUUUGCUAUGCAAACCAAGGAGCUCCAAAACGGACGUCUUGCCAUGCUUGCCGCCGCUGGCUUCUUGGCCCAAGAACUUGUUGAUGGCGAAGGGAUCCUUGAACACUUGAAUGCCUAA
This is a messenger RNA of Cylindrotheca closterium, 588 nucleotides long. The record is from the annotation of a GenBank genome assembly. Lineage: Eukaryota; Bacillariophyta; Bacillariophyceae; Bacillariales; Bacillariaceae.